AUGGCAGUCGCUCUCCGGCAGGGUGCUAUGCGGCAAUUCUGCCGACAGCCGAUAUCUCGCCACAUCUCCAUACCCACACGGCCAAUCUCUCAGCUGAACAGCCAGUCCGAAGCCUGUGUAUUGUGCCGAUAUCGCGUCCAACCUGCCCAAACACAGCCUUUUUCUACGGCACAGCGUACAAUACUCCGUCGCUAUGCCUCUACAAAGUCCGCCUCUGCAGCAAGCCAGGGCGAACAUGUACCAAUCACCGGCGCUCCCGAUAUAACCAACUACUACACCAUCUUUCCAAAGACCAUCCCCAGGGGCCCACCUCCAAAAUCACCAUUCGAAAUCUCUCUAGCCGAUCUCCGCCGCGAGUUCCUCCAACUUCAGAAUGUGAUCCAUCCAGACAAGUACCCGGCGGGUGCAGAAAAGCGGCACGCCGAAGCCCUCUCAGCGCGCAUCAACGAAGCAUAUCGCACACUCGCCGACCCGCUCCAGCGCGCACAGUAUCUGCUCCGCGAAUGGCACGGCAUCGACGUGACGGCCGAGGACGCAGCCACAAAGCAUGCGCUGGACGCUGAGACGCUGAUGGAGGUUAUGGAGGUGCAGGAGACGAUUGAGGAAGUGGGUGCGUCACCGGAAGCGGAGACAGAUAUAAAUGCUCUGAAGGAGGAAAAUGAAGUGCGGGUUUUGGGUUGUGUUGGGGCUUUGGCGAGGGCUUUUGACGGUGGCGACCUUGAAGGGGCAAGGAGGGAGUGUAUCAGGCUGAGGUUUUGGUACAGUGUCGGUGAGGGACUUAGGGAAUGGGAGCCGGGGAAUACGGAGAUUCGGCUCGUGCAUACUUCAUAA
Molecule: messenger RNA, 831 nt
Organism: Penicillium lagena
Lineage: Eukaryota; Fungi; Ascomycota; Eurotiomycetes; Eurotiales; Aspergillaceae
Product: J-type chaperone JAC1
Exons: 1
Coding region: 1-831 (276 amino acids)
Biological process (GO): protein complex oligomerization; [2Fe-2S] cluster assembly
Cellular component (GO): mitochondrion
Molecular function (GO): protein-folding chaperone binding; ATPase activator activity
Source: RefSeq, a predicted model, not a curated record